Bombyx mandarina (wild silkworm) is the source of this 964-nucleotide messenger RNA. RefSeq lists its product as uncharacterized. NCBI's taxonomy places the organism in Eukaryota, Metazoa, Arthropoda, Insecta, Lepidoptera, Bombycidae. The record is from RefSeq and is a predicted model, not a curated record.
CUCGUAUCAUACAUGUCAUUGUAUUGUCGCUCCGAAAAUAAUCGCACAAAUAAAUAGAUACAAGGCAAGGUUCGUUAAAAAUUACUAUUAAAUGUGAGUACGAAGGUGCCACGAAGUGUUGAAAUUAGUCACCGCCACACAACUAUUGGAUUUGACAAAAACACGGACGAAAACAAACCAACAGUAUUUGGAGGUUAGAAUAUUGUUAUAACCAGAAAGCACACACACUAACGUAAAACUACUGAGAGCCUGUCAAAGUCACCUCGUACGCAACUAUCAACGUCAGUUCUGUGCUGCCAAGGCUAUAAACUAAAAUAACCUUAAAUAAUACGUUCCAUUCCACGCAAAUAUGGAUGAACAAUUUGAACUAUUCUUCGAAAAAAUUAAAACUGAAAUGAAGAACCAAUCAGAUUCUAUAACAAGUACUAUUAUGGAAAAAAUUGGUGAAAAAUUAGAACCUGUGAUAGAAGAAAACAAAAAAUUAAGAAUUAAAGUUGAGCUUUUGGAAAAAAAGAUAGAAACUUUAGAGAGAGAAAAAAAAAACAACAAUAUAAUAGUCCACGGGCUGAAAGAGGGAGAAAAGACUACAGAGCAACUGCUUAAAAAUACUAAGGAAGUAUUUUUGAAAACAUUAAAUAUAAAUAUUCAAGAUUGUGAAAUAAACAAGAUUUAUCGUAUAGGGAAAGAAAUCAAAGGUAACAAACCUAGGCCGACACUCUUAUCCUUUGUUAGUGGAUUGAAAAAAAACGAGAUAUUAAGGAAUAAGAAGAAGUCGAAGGAAAUAACAUUCACAGAAGACUACUCUAAAGAUAUUUUAGAAAAGAGGAAAGCACUAAUACCACAAUUAACAGAAGAAAAAAUGGCAGUGGGCAGGACAUAUGGCAAGACGCACAGACAAGAGAUGGACAUUACAGACAACUAUGUGGAAAGGACCAAGAGGGAAAAGAAGAAGAGGGCGCCCUAG